AUGGAGUGCUUAAGAGAGAAGUUUUACGACGGUGUAGUCCUUGAUGGACGUUUUGAAACGAUAUCCCCCCUCAACCAUGGCUCAUUCGGAAUGGUUUUCAUGGCCAAGGACCUAAUCACCAACGAAAUCGUUGCUAUCAAGUGCUUAACCAAGAAAUCUGCCACCAUGACUGAUGCCGAUUCCGCAUUUGCCAUUGACGAGCACUCGGAAGAACUAUCCUGCCACGCUCGACUUGGCUCUCACCCAAAUAUUGUCAAUCUCAUCCACUCCUUCGAGACCGAAGCCCAUGUGUAUAUUGUCUUAGAGUUUUGCUCCAGGGGUGAUCUUUACGAAGCUAUUCGAACUGGCACUGGCCCGCUCGAAACAGAACAUGUCCGUCAAUUUAUGCUACAACUUAUUGAUGCUGUUGCAUACAUUCACAGCAAGGGCAUGUAUCAUCGUGAUAUCAAGCCAGAAAACAUCUUCCUCACUCAAUCUGGGGAGAUGAAGCUUGGUGACUUUGGCCUUGCAACGUCGGAGAAGUGGUCAUACGAAACUACCGUGGGAAGUGACCGCUACAUGUCUCCAGAACAAUAUGAUUCUGCUGACAAGCAAUCACUCUUCGAUGUCUUCCCUACAAUGUCACAAGACACGUAUGAAGUCAUUGCUCAGUGUAUGAGUCUUGAUCCUCGAAAGCGAUCGCUUGCUGGCGCUCGCGAGGCCAUCGAACGUGUACUCAGCUUCACAACAUUUGAUGAGUUUGCCGAUGACUUCAGCUCUGCUGAUCGUCGUGGCAUUCCCAGCUCGAACCGUGAGCCAUUGCGCACGCCUUCCAUUCAAAGCCCUCAAAUCGAUGCGGGUGCCUCCUUCCCAUGGGCUAAGGCGUUACAUGCUAGUCCACCUCAGCAAUUCCGUCAACUCUCCGCCAUUCCAGAUGAGGAUUACGACUCCGAGGACCUCUUCCCAGGCUCUGAAGUAAGCAAGAAGGAUUGGUUCUCCAUGGGAGAGCAAACUCCUUCAAUGGAAUCAGUCCUCGAUUCUUCCUUUGGAUCCUCGAUGCAAUCUCUUGCCAUCCGACGCCAUAUGAAGGCUGGUCCUCCAAAGGCUAGUCUUACUCCCAUCUCUGGAUCUCUACCCAUCGCCAUGGCAAAGCCAAUCCCAUUGCCAUCUAUGGCAUCAGUCUUUGGCAAGAAGAGUGACAUGGUAUCCAAGAGUUGGGGUGAUCUCUGGGAUGAAGAGAUGGAAGAAGAAGAAGAGCUCGACAAUCAAUUCAAAGCACGCCAAAUGGCAAACUCGCGCACUUGGUAG
Messenger RNA from Sclerotinia sclerotiorum 1980 UF-70, 1287 nucleotides. RefSeq lists its product as hypothetical. The coding region runs from base 1 to 1287 and encodes 428 amino acids. The transcript is spliced from 2 exons. Gene Ontology annotation, biological process: peptidyl-serine phosphorylation; autophagy. Gene Ontology annotation, cellular component: cytoplasm. Gene Ontology annotation, molecular function: protein serine/threonine kinase activity; ATP binding. The record is from RefSeq and is a predicted model, not a curated record. NCBI's taxonomy places the organism in Eukaryota, Fungi, Ascomycota, Leotiomycetes, Helotiales, Sclerotiniaceae.